Ixodes scapularis (black-legged tick) is the source of this 1838-nucleotide messenger RNA. RefSeq names its product angiogenic factor with G patch and FHA domains 1. Gene Ontology annotation, molecular function: protein binding; nucleic acid binding. NCBI's taxonomy places the organism in Eukaryota, Metazoa, Arthropoda, Arachnida, Ixodida, Ixodidae. Bases 70 to 1734 code for a protein of 554 amino acids. The transcript has 10 exons. The record is from RefSeq and is a predicted model, not a curated record.
AAUCCAAAUCCGCAUGGGCGCUUUCGGGGCUGCGUUUGUUCGUCGAGUACUUGAUACCCUCGCCAAGAAAUGGUUAAAAAGGACUGUGUCGAGUAUUUCCUCGGGCGGAUCGGCAAGCUCGAAAGCCAGAUACGGAACAACGAACACCUCACAGCGUUGCACAACAACGUUUCCCUCCUCAAGUCGCUCCACGAGUCAGCAGUGAGCGUCGAAACCGACGUACGAUGGACGCUUUCCGAACUGUCGCUGAUGCUCAGCGAACUCAGAGUCAGCGCUGGAGAUACCGAAGAGGACACCGUUCAGCUGGACUACGAUCUGGUGCAAGCCAGGAUCAAGUCGGCAAACUCGUCCAAGUGUUGCUGCGAGUGCCACAGGCAAGGGGCUGCCGACUCGUUAACUUCGGUUGAAGCUCGGAAGGAAGACGCUGCUUCCAACGGCGAUGAGACCACAGCUGGUUGUGCGGAAGACUGGAUGCCUCCUGAAGGAUCCGACGUAACUGUGGCGGACCUCGUGAAGAAGGCGGCCGAAGAAGCUGUUGCCAACACAGACUAUGUGUACAGCGAGGAGUACAAGAUGUACUACAGCGUGUCUACCGGAUACUACUACGACCCCGCUACCCAGCUCCUGUACGAGCCAACUUCCGGCAAGUACUAUCGCUACGACGCAAGCACAGGCAAUUACCACCUACACUCGCAAGUGAAACCCACCAAAAAGAAAUCCAGGGCAGAACGCAAGGAACGACGCAAGCAGAGGAAAAAGCGGAACGGUUCUUCCGCGUCUGAAGAGUCGAGGGAGGAGGGUGAGCUCCAGGGUACUUCCGAAGACGGCAGCUCGGAGAGCUCGGCGGAGAGCGUGGAUCCGUCCGAUCCGCCGGACCCCGCGAAGGAGCUGCCGCCGUGCAUCCGGUUCGUGGUAAAGGCGUCGGAACAGCUCCGCGAACAUCGCCUGCUUCUCGUGUCCUUUCCGGGCGCCACCGUGGGGCGCCGGUCAAGUCACGGACUCCAUCUUCCGGACGACGGAGUCGACAAGGACCACGCCGAGUUGCGGUUUUGUGAAGACCGUGGUGGCUACCUUGUCAAAGACCUGAAAAGCAAAUCUGGCACAAAGCUCAACGGAGUCAUGCUGGAACCGACCGAGGAGAGUCCCCUGGGGCACCUGGACAUCCUGGAAGUGGGGCCCGUCCAGCUGGAAGCCCACAUCCACCCCGGGUCCCACACGUGCGGCCACUGCGAGCCUGGCCUCCUCUCCCCGGUUGCCCUCCCCCAACCUCCUGCCGCCGACACCGAGACGGGCCGGGGCGGUUCGUCGGAGGCCCAGCGAAGGGCCGUCCUGAAAAGGCUCAAGAAGAAGUACGCCCUCAAGGGGGCCGAGUACCAAGUGAGGAAGGCUGUGAGCGCCGGCUACCAAGACCGUGCCGACACGCGGCGGAAGGUCGUCGGAAGCAGUUUUCCCCACGAACGUGACGCGGAGCCUGCGUCUGCAAACAGGCCUCUCAACCAGGACAAUGUGGGUUUCCGCAUGCUUCACAAGAUGGGUUGGAAGGAAGGCUCUGGACUGGGCAAGGGAGAGCAAGGCACCACAGAACCCGUCCCCGUAGAGCAGAGAGCUUCACGGAGCGGCCUCGGAUCGACCAGUCCGGGGAAGGAAAACCCCAAGGCCCAGAUUUGGAAGAAGACCCGCGAGCGCUACAAGGCCCUCCAAGGCCCAGCAGAAGACGAGGAGAAUGGAAACUAGGCCCCCCUCCCCCGACUCCUCAUCUUGUUUUUAGCCUUUUUACCUAUUUUGCGACUGCAGAAAUAAAAUUGUUGCCCUCGUAUUGAGGGGAUGCUUUGUUGGGA